AACUGUCACAGAACCUCACCGAGUUUUACUGUAUCAUGAACGGCGAUUUCACCGACAAAGGGCAGCUGGAGAAAGAUGGCAGCAGCCGUACCCCGAUCGAUGUUAGACUGGUGCCGGUAGUCGCACCUGCAUUGUCACCGCUGCCAGUCAUAUACAUCGAGGAGUUUUCUGACCUAGUCCUGAUUCGGGCUGUGAUCCAGAUUGUAACAGAAGGAGAUGACGGCGUUGUCUACACGGUCCCACACAACUUCAAGGGAAACACAGACAUCAAACCUGGGACUUUCGAUGUGAGCAAGAUUAAGUCCUUAACCCCGGCUGAUCUUCAAGGACGGCAAGAGUGUAAAGACGUCUUCGUUCGUACCCAGCAGCUCGUUUUCAGUGUUAACUAUGCUUUAUGUAACAAGGAGGCAGUAAACGGGCAACACGCAUCUUAUGGAGCCACGAUAACCUGUGACGAAGAUGACACACUUGUCCCCGCGGGUGCUCCUGAGAAGUCGACUCUUGUUCCGUACCGAAUCAGACGCCAUGGACAAAAGUACCCACUGGAGGAUGCUCCUGGCAAUUAUGUUUGUAACUGUGAUAACUCAAGUGACUGA
Molecule: messenger RNA, 596 nt
Organism: Candidula unifasciata
Lineage: Eukaryota; Metazoa; Mollusca; Gastropoda; Stylommatophora; Geomitridae
Source: the annotation of a GenBank genome assembly